GAUGACAAUGGGCAUUAUGCAUAUUGUUUUCUUUUUUCCUGAAUAAAAAAAAAUUAAUUUUAAUUAUUGCUAAAUUUGAAAACGAAUGUUACAUACAUAUGUGUGUACACAGAUAUUGAAAUGGAGAAACUAGUGCCAGAUCCAGAAUACACAAGAACUACUCAUUUAGUCAUUGAUGGGAUGGCGGCAGAGUUUCAAAACCCUCCUCAACCAAUUUCUAUUCCCAGGAAUGAAAAUGUUCAUAAAUUAUUUACGGUAUCUGAUAAUCAAUUGCACGUAGUUGUAAAUUCAUCGGUAAAAUCAGGGAUUUAUAAGAAAGUUCCAAAGCAAAAAGAGGAAAAUGAACCCAUUAGUUUGUAUAAUUGCACAAAGUUUAUGGAAAAAAAAUUAGAAACUCUAGCAACAGAGGUAUUAAAUUUAUCACCUGGGAAGUUUAAAAUUUAUAAAAAUAGGAAUAUUGUAGUGGGAAAGGAUAGUAAGCAACGAAAAAGGUUCAUUUAUAAAAUUGUUGAGCCUCGAUCUUUAAAUUUGUAUUCACCAAGCAAUGAUGGUUCGAAAAAUAUUGAUAAUUUAAAAAGAAAUGUUGGAAGGCCUAGAAAUUCUUCAAUACUUAAAGUAGAGCCAGAAAAACAAAUUAUUCCGGUAUCAAUAACAAGAUCUGGAAGAAUAUCAAAGCCGACUAUAAAGAGUCAUAAUGGUAUUGUCCUUACACCUAGCGAUAUUAUAAAAGGAUCAGAUCAGACGUUCACUGUACCAGAAAUAAAAGAUAAAGAUUUUAAGUAUUAUAAAGAUGUCACUUCUCGUGAAUUUUUAUCAGAAAAUUUACCGAUAGAAAAUUCGAAAGAUAAAAGAAUCCGCAAAAUACCUUCAGAUUCUCAGUGUCCAGUAUGUAAUAAAAUAUUAUUGGGAAAAAGAAUGCAAAAACAUUUUGAAACUUAUCCAGAUCAUAAUAUAAAAAACCUAGAAAAAGCUCAGUCGUCUGUCUAUGAGUUGACAUUAUAUAAAUUUCUAGUUAACAAAAUUAAAUUAAUUUCAAAUGAUGAUAAUGACCAAAAAACAGACCUGUUUUUAACAGAGCUUUCUGAUUUAAUAGAACAAAUUCAGUCUCGCAAUUCUAAGUUAGUUCAAAGUACAUCUGGAAUACAUUUUGUUUCUUUAAAAUUGUCAAAAAUUUUGGGUAUUCCUGAAGGGCAAUAUUCAAUUAACAUGAAUGCCAUAGAAUCCAUGCCAGAUCCGGUUAUCCCCAUAGAAGAAACAAUGCAACUAAGACCUUUGGCACCACCGCAGCCAAGAUUGGCGGAUUAUAAUUUGAGUAUAUCGCUUGAUGACACAAUAACGGCGAAGUUAAAUCUAUCUGAUAACAUUAUUCCGUCUGAGGAAAGUCUGUUAAGGACGGUAAAUGACUUAGUUCAGCAAGAUAUUAAGAAAAUAGGAGAUCACGAUGAUAUCAGUUUAAAUAGCGACAUGUUACAGCUCUCACAAACAAAUGAUAAAACAAGCGUCAUGCAUUACGAUCAUGCCAGUGAUAAUGCUGUAGAAGCACUCAAUAUGAAAUCUACUUUGCAACCGCCCAUAUUAGAUUUAUCUUUGGAUUUGUUUCAAUUUACUAGUUAGUAUGAUAUAUAAAAAAU
Molecule: messenger RNA, 1631 nt
Organism: Condylostylus longicornis
Lineage: Eukaryota; Metazoa; Arthropoda; Insecta; Diptera; Dolichopodidae
Exons: 2
Coding region: 121-1614 (497 amino acids)
Source: RefSeq, a predicted model, not a curated record